This is a messenger RNA of Moneuplotes crassus, 774 nucleotides long. Lineage: Eukaryota; Ciliophora; Spirotrichea; Euplotida; Euplotidae. The record is from the annotation of a GenBank genome assembly.
AUGUACAGAAGAAGAGGCUAUAAGAAAGAUAUCAACCAUAGUGAAGAGGCCAAGGACAGUGGAGAAGGAAGAAGAGGAAGAAGAGGAGGUAGAGGUAGAGGAGGCAGAGGAGGAAAUAAGAGAGGAAGACUUACUCAUUUUGUAGCAAUACCUGUAGAGGAUGAGACUGUGGUCACUAAUCUUGUCCAGCUUCAGGAUAAGUUGUUGGAGGAAUAUGCUGAUGUGCUGUAUCCUGGCUGGAAGAUGCCACCUGGCAGGCUUCAUUUUACACUGUUUGUCAUGUCACUUAUUGAAGAAGAAAAGAUUGCUGAAGCAAUGGAAACUCUGAACCAACUCCAACCCAAGCUCAAAGAAAUGAUUGAGGAGACAAAAUUUGAAUUAGAUCUCGAUGGCAUCAGUGCCUUCACAGGGAAAGAUGGAGGUUCUACUCGAGUCUUAUUUGCUAAACUAAAGAAAGAUGAAAACUUAACACUUCUUGAGAAAAUAGCCGACACUAUCAUUAAAGGAUUCAUCGAAGAUGGUGUCCUUAAAGAGUCAGACUUAGACUUCCAAAAGUUAAAUGCAGAUACUGGAAUGUAUGAACUCAAUUUCCAUCUGACUUUAUUCAAUGUCAAGUACGAAAAGGUUAAAGAUGUAUAUUUCUUCAAUGCUGCAGAUAUACUUGAAAACCAUAAGGAUGAUGGAUGUGGAACAUUUACUCCUAAUAAAGUGACAAUGUUCAAGAUGAAGACCAGAGAUGGAUGCUAUGAGAUUGAACACGAUAUUGAAAUCUAA